Molecule: messenger RNA, 831 nt
Organism: Salvelinus namaycush (lake trout)
Lineage: Eukaryota; Metazoa; Chordata; Actinopteri; Salmoniformes; Salmonidae
Product: histidine-rich glycoprotein-like
Exons: 1
Coding region: 1-831 (276 amino acids)
Source: RefSeq, a predicted model, not a curated record
AUGCUACAGGAACACAACAGACAUCACACCGAGAUGCUAAAGGAACACAGCAGAUAUCACACCGAGAUGCUAAAGGAACACAACAGAUAUCACACCGAGAUGCUAAAGGAACACAGCAGAUAUCACACCGAGAUGCUAAAGGAACACAACAGACAUCACACCGAGAUGCUACAGGAACACAACAGACAUCACACCGAGAUGCUAAAGGAACACAACAGAUAUCACACCGAGAUGCUAAAGGAACACACCAGAUAUCACACCGAGGUGCUAAAGGAACACACCAGAUAUCACACCGAGAUGCUAAAGGAACACAGCAGAUAUCACACCGAGAUGCUAAAGGAACACAACAGAUAUCACACCGAGAUGCUAAAGGAACACAACAGAUAUCACACCGAGAUGCUAAAGGAACACAACAGAUAUCACACCGAGAUGCUAAAGGAACACAACAGAUAUCACACCGAGAUGCUAAAGGAACACAACAGAUAUCACACCGAGAUGCUAAAGGAACACAGCAGAUAUCACACCGAGAUGCUAAAGGAACACAACAGAUAUCACACCGAGAUGCUAAAGGAACACAACAGAUAUCACACCGAGAUGCUAAAGGAACACAACAGAUAUCACACCGAGAUGCUAAAGGAACACAACAGAUAUCACACCGAGAUGCUAAAGGAACACAACAGAUAUCACACCGAGGUGCUAAAGGAACACAGCAGAUAUCACACCGAGAUGCUAAAGGAACACAGCAGAUAUCACACCGAGAUGCUAAAGGAACACACCAGAUAUCACACUGAGGUGCUAAAGGAACACACCAGAUAUCACACGAGGUGCUAA